UAUAUAAGUGGCAUCAGGGUAUAGAAAAUGCUCCAAUGAAACGCACACGUUCUCGUUCUUUAUAUAUACCACGACCAAGUGAUCCAGAUACUUCCAAUAUUAGGGAACCAGGUGGCUUUCGCCGUCAUCAUGUAAUAAUGAAGGCAAGAAAAGAAGGCAAGCAACCACCCAAUCUCAUAACACGUAACUUCAUUGAUUUCCUGGCGAUGUAUGGCCACUUUGCUGGUGAAGAUCUGUCUGAUGAUGAAGAAGAGGAGGAGUUUGAAGACAUUGAUACUGAAGCAACCCCGUUGAUUUCACGUGAAAACGCGAGUGCGUCUCCCGCAAAAGCAGUCUUUUUACUGUUAAAAUCGUUCGUAGGCACAGGCGUUAUGUUUUUGCCCAAGGCAUUUUACAAUGGUGGCAUGGUCUUUUCUACUAUUUUUUUGAUUGCUAUUGCAGCAAUAUCAUUGUGCGCAUUCCUAUUAUUAGUACAAACAAGAUUUUAUAUUCCAUAUAGUUUUGGUGAUAUCGGCAGCGCUCUUUAUGGUCGAUGGAUGAGGCUUGCAGUAUUGUUUUCAAUAACCAUCUCACAGAUUGGAUUCGUAUGUGCCUAUAUGAUCUUUGUUGCAAAGAAUAUCGGAGCCGUUGUCUUUGAACUCACUGGAGUUCAAAGGGAUAUCUCCUUUUAUAUUAUAAUUCAGAUUUUUGUUUUUGCACCACUCGCCAUGAUCCGUCGCAUUUCGCGACUUUCAUUUACCGCACUUAUUGCAGAUGCUUUCAUCAUGUUUGGACUUUUAUAUCUUUAUUAUUAUGACAUUUUGACAUUGUCAAAAAAUGGUGUUGGUAAAAUUGCCGCAUUUAACUCGGAUGAUUUCGCGUUAUUCAUUGGCACAGCUGUUUUUACUUUUGAAGGAAUUGGUUUGAUAAUUCCUAUCAUCGAAUCAAUGAAAGAACCUGAGAAAUUUCCUAAGGUUCUUACCGGUGUAAUGAUUUUUAUUACUUUUAUCUUUACUUCAAUCGGUGUCUUAUCUUAUGCUGCAUUUGGCGACCAAAUUGAGGAUGUGGUUAUUUUAAAUUUACCUCCUGAUGAUACGAUUGUCCAAGCCGUCCAAUUUUUAUAUGCUCUUGCCAUCCUCCUUUCCAUUCCUCUGCAACUGUUUCCAGCCAUAAGAAUCAUGGAACAAGGAUUAUUUAGUAAAAGCGGAAAGGACGAUCAUUAUGUCAAGUGGCAAAAGAAUUCGUUCCGCCUAUUAACAGUUGUGUUUUGUGCCUUAAUUGCGUAUGGUGGUUCAUCUGAUCCAGAUAAAUUUGUUGCACUGAUCGGUUCCCUCGCAUGUGUACCUCUCUGCUUUUUAUAUCCUCCACUAUUUCACAUCAAGGCGGCGGCACAUACUUGGAAAUCCAAACUGUUAGAUGUUUUUAUAUUCUCGUUUGGACUUUUUUCAUUGAUUUACACCACCUACAUAACACUUGAAAAAUGGGGAA
Molecule: messenger RNA, 1467 nt
Organism: Acaulospora morrowiae
Lineage: Eukaryota; Fungi; Glomeromycota; Glomeromycetes; Diversisporales; Acaulosporaceae
Source: the annotation of a GenBank genome assembly